AAUAUGGCAAUAGAUGGCAUCAUAUCUCUCUCUCUCUUUGCUGAUGUUGCUCAUAGUGUGUUAACUACAAACACGUUGGGCUCCAUUAACCCCUAUGAGUCUUUAUGUUGUCUUUUUAAACCACCACAAUAAACACAAGGUAGGUAGGUAGGCUGUACUAUGUCACUUUAACUACAGACAUAAGGAAGUUGGGCUAACACACUGCUGGAUUUACGAAUAAAAGUUUAGGAAUUUUGUUUCUGAAGACACUGCAGUUGGGGAAAGGUGGGGAAAGGAAACAGCAGAGCAUGGGGCCGGUAGCUCACACUCUGUGUGUGCUCAUCACCCUCUGGGCCUCAGGUUUAUGCCAUACACUCCAAACUGUGGGCCCUUGUGUGGUCGACAGAGAGAAGACUGCGUUUGACUGCAGCAGACGAAAGCUCACAUCAGUUCCAGAACAGAUAUGGAAGAACGUGACUGAGCUUGAUCUCUCAGGGAAUUACUUAAACCUAGCCCAAACCAAAGGUCUCAAGGAGCAUCCAAGCUUUGACCAUUUGAUUACACUCAAUCUUUCAGGAAACUACCUCCCCCUACUGGGGAAGAAGCACUUUUACCCUCUCCCAUCUCUGCAAAUACUGGAUCUCAGUGGAUGCAAGCUGGCUGCAGUUGAGACUGAUGCCCUGUUGAGCUUCCCCAGCUUGAAAAAGCUAUUUCUGGGCAAUAAUAACCUACAGACACCUCUACCUGCUGCACUACAAGACCAUGGACAGAUUGAGUUGGUAGAUGUCACACACAAAGUUCAUGGAACUAUGGCCCAGGAAAGACACUCCAAUGGACAUGCUUUUAACAUGAUCAUCCAAAGUAAGGUGCAACGGAAACUGCUGGCAGCAAACACAACAGGCAAUGAUACAGUCACUGACAACAAUGGGCACAGUUCCUCAGGCGGGUGGAAACCCCUUGUUGCUGUUUUGGUGACAGCCAUUGUUGUCUCCAUCCUUAUCGCUGUGGGUGCAAAAUGUAAAGUUGUGCGCAAGUAUUUGGCCAGCUAUAGGCACUCAAGGCUGAGCGAAACGGAUACAACCAGCCACUGCGACCCCGGUAGUUUUGAGGUGGGCUUCUCCACUCAGGGCCCCUCAGGCAGGGGACCACAUGCAGUUCCUGCCGAAGGGGACGAGAUGGAGGAGGAUGAUGAUGGGUUUAUUGAGGACAAUUACAUUCAGGCCAGUGAGAGGGAGCGAGCAGAAAGAGAGGUACACACAUGGGAACACGAAGAAGACGACGAAGAUGAAGAAGAGGAUGAGAUAGAAUUCACUAUUGGAUAGUUAAAUGAGAAGUUUGUGAAGAUUGGGCCACAACUAGUAGCAGCAACUUAACAACUUAGUUUUUUGGAAGAAAAUGGAAACAGCAGUGGACUUUUUUUCAUAAAGAUUAUUUAUGAUUUAAUGAUUCUCCUACUUUACAUAUAUUACGUUUGUAUGUACUGCUGUGUUCUCUCUCCUCUCUCUCUAUGAUACAAUUAACUUAACAUUUAAUUUAAAAAUAAGUAAAUUGGGUUUGAAGAGGAAUUCCAUGGAAUAUGUAUUGUGUUUUUCUUGUAUAAAAUGGUUAUGUUUGGUCAUGUUACCUUAGAACAGCGGUUUUGAUAUGUGUUCUACUGGUGGUGCACAAAGCAUUCCCAAGGUGGUACACUUAAUGGCAUCAGAAAAUUCUCUGCAUACACUACAACAUUAACACAUCACAUUUGCACAUGUGAUUCAGUGAAAUUAUCAGUAGGUGCUACUUGAAAGUUUUAGUUUGAUCCUGGUUGGUACAUGACCUACAAACUUUGAGAACUACUGUAUUCAAGGAGGUCAAUGAUUCCUGGUCCUUGUCAUAAGCUAUUUAGGCCUUCCCAACACACCAUAACCAGCUGAUGAAAAGCUGGAAUGUCAAAACAUGAAAAAAUGUGUAGGACUAGGUACUCCAGUUCCAGGACUGGGAAUAAGUGUGUAAUAGUAGCCACUUGUUUUUUGUUUUUGCAUAUUGUAUUGUGCAGUUUGUUUAUGUUGUAUUUAACAUCUUUUAAAAGUACGAUAUGGCAAAAAAUACUAAUUAAAAAUUUAAAAUGAGUUAACCAGACCUCACUGUUAGCCAUAUGGCUUGAUCAAUUUGUAAAAUUUCAAAUGUCAGGCAUAGACAUGUAAUAAUGGCUUGAUAAAGUUGUUUUAACCUUAAUAAAAUAAAAUUUGUUUUUGUACAAAAA
Molecule: messenger RNA, 2221 nt
Organism: Astyanax mexicanus (Mexican tetra)
Lineage: Eukaryota; Metazoa; Chordata; Actinopteri; Characiformes; Acestrorhamphidae
Gene: c5h1orf210
Product: chromosome 5 C1orf210 homolog
Exons: 5
Coding region: 288-1301 (337 amino acids)
Molecular function (GO): protein binding
Source: RefSeq, a predicted model, not a curated record